Messenger RNA from Capronia coronata CBS 617.96, 1698 nucleotides. RefSeq lists its product as uncharacterized. The transcript is spliced from 5 exons. The coding region runs from base 1 to 1698 and encodes 565 amino acids. The record is from RefSeq and is a predicted model, not a curated record. NCBI's taxonomy places the organism in Eukaryota, Fungi, Ascomycota, Eurotiomycetes, Chaetothyriales, Herpotrichiellaceae.
AUGCCUCUGGACAGGGACAAGCUGGCCAGAGCUGAGACCGGCGAGGCUGGGUUUUCUCGUCUGGAAGCCACGCUGGUCACCAACCCCGAGGUUGUUCCUCGACCCAAUUCACGACAAAUGAACGAUGUUAGCCGACAUACCGACGCUGCCGAUCUUCAAUUCCAGAACGAGUUGGAGUUUGACUACUCACUCGACACUAGAGACUAUCCGCUUGGCAACCUCCAAUCCCUUCAACAAGUCUUUGAUGCUGUGCAGUGUCAUAAACAUCUGGGCAAGCAUAAGAACUUCUCGGACCAGACAAAGAUCGAAUGCCUGGAGGUGACACAUGCUGGGGCAGAAUGGAAAACACUCGACGACUAUGAUUUGAAGGAUCUCAUCAAAGAGCCAGGUCAGGCCAGCAAUGCGUUUCCAUUGCCACUCCUUGCAGACGAGACCAGAAAUACCCCCAAAGGCCGCUUGCUCCUGUUCCUUGUGCCGCUGACUCCCACCACGGACACAUCGUUCGGCAGCCGCAUCCAAAUGUCUCAAUCCAGCACUCGGGAACUAUACGAGACAUUGAAGAUCCAUCCUAUCUUCUUGUUGAACAUGUUAGGCCGACCGGAUUACUGGGCGCCAGUCAAUCAUUGGGACACUGGCCAAGGCGAUAAACUGCAAGCAUUUGAUUUCUCCUGUCAGCAUCCACGCUGGAACCUGCAAGUCCAAGGGGCCCCGCUGUCCGUCUACAUGCGGCACGACGUGAGCAAGAACGAAACGAUCUACAUCAUCUCGCACAAGCAGAAGGACACGAACGUGCAGGCUCUUCGAAACAUCUUGAACGUGGCGUUACGCACCAGCUCCGAGCAACUCCGCGCGACAAUCUUCCUCGACGACCCCUUCGACAUGCACGUCAUCCUGUCGACGCUCUCGUUCGAAACGUCCAAGCAUCACGUCAAGCGCUUCCAACGGUUCAUGUGGACGCAGAUCAACAAGGUCGACGACCAACUGGCCGGUCUGCAGAACCGCGACCGCGCCCAGCUCUCCGAACUCACCAAGCAACUGCAGGUGAUCAGCCAGAACGCCGACUCGCACCUGGGCAAUGCCGACGUGUGCAUCAUCACGGCCACCCGCAUCUGCCAGGCCCACGCCCGCGUCUACCCGGGCCGGAUCGAGCCGUUCCGCCACCAGCACGUCAAAGACUCGAUCGACUAUGUGAUCGAGUCGAUGAAGAAACAGAAGAUCUGGUUCCUCAACUACAAGAACCGCAAGGACAGCACCAUGAGUCUGGUAUACAACCUCGUCACGCAGCAGGACGCGGCCAACAACAUCGAACUCGCCGCCGACAUGAAGAGGGACAGCACCAGCAUGAGCGCCAUCGCCGCCUUGACCAUGGUCUUUCUGCCCGGCACCUUCACCGCCGCCGUCAUCGACGCCGGCAUCUUCUUCUCGCCCAGCGGCACGCAAGUCAUCAAGGUUAAUGGCAUCUGGUGGUUCUGGCUCGCCAUCACCUUGCCGCUCACCUUGAUCAUAAUGGCUUGUUGGUGGCUGUAUAAGCGCCGCAAAGACGCCCCGAAGCCUGUGUCACUGCAGGCAGACGGAGAGCGCAGGAAAAGUGGCCCCGGCAGACCGAAUACGAGACGUUUUUCCAGUUUUGGCAGUUUCAUGUUGCCCAGUCGGUAUGGCAUGGGAAGACUGACGAGUCAGGGAGGGAAACUGGAUUGA